Salvia splendens (bonfire salvia) is the source of this 1565-nucleotide messenger RNA. Its product is annotated as trihelix transcription factor ASIL1. The record is from RefSeq and is a predicted model, not a curated record. The coding region runs from base 607 to 1425 and encodes 272 amino acids. NCBI's taxonomy places the organism in Eukaryota, Viridiplantae, Streptophyta, Magnoliopsida, Lamiales, Lamiaceae. The transcript has 2 exons.
UCAUCUCCCAUUGUCCACCACCACUCCUCACACCCUCUUCUUUAAUUUUUUUUAUUCAUUUUUUAGUGUGAGAGAAUCAUAUCUAACCCUUCCAACUUUUUUGUGUUGAUUUCAUCUAGUCAUUUUGGGAUUAAAAAUCCUUUGAAUUUACAUCAUCCAAUCUUCUCUUUCUUUGUUGCAAGGGAAUCUAAUACUUCUUGACCGUCUAACUACUGCCAUUUUCUUUGAGAUUCUUAAAGGCACAUUAAACCACAUACUAGAAUAUAUUCAUAUAACUAUUGUAAAUGAAAUCGAUGUAUCAAGUUAUGGUUACUUGUUAUACGUAUCAUCGAAUCAUCACCAAAGGAAUAAUAGAAAAGGAUGCAACAAGCCAAUGACCUAUAAUUACCUAGACUAAUAAAAAGACAAAUAAAAGAUGACUCUCUAGCCAUUCACUCACUUUAUUGCUUUUUAUCAAAUUCAUUUUCUCACCAAUUUGUUUUCUAUGAAAUGCUAGUGCCUUCAUUUCCUAUCCUAUCUCUCCUUUUUCCCUCUCUAAAUUAGCCACAAAAUGUUAGUAGAAGCAAAAUACUAACCAAUCUUUGCAACUAAUUAUGAGAAGGGGAAAUGGAGAGAGACCACCAAACACCUAAUCAAAACCCACCACCAUCUCUCCUCUCGCCUAAUCAAAACCCUAACACUUCCUCACCCAGAAAUGUUAGCGACCGGCUGAAGAGAGACGAGUGGAGCGAAGGCGCUGUGUCGAGCCUGCUCGAGGCGUACGAGGCCAAAUGGACGCUCCGGAACCGUGCCAAGCUCAAGGGCCAGGACUGGGAGGAAGUCGCCAAGCACGUCUCGGCUCGCGCCGGCGCCUCCAAAUCGGCGAAGACGCUCACGCAGUGUAAGAAUAAGAUCGAGUCAAUGAAGAAGAGGUACCGAUCGGAGUCCGCUGCGGCGGCUGACGCCUCGUCGUGGCCUCUCUAUCCUCGCCUCGAUCUCCUCCUCCGCGGAAAUAACGGAGUUGCUGCCGAUCCUCCUCCUGCUGCUGAGUUUCCGUCUGCGCAAAAUUCAAACGGCGCUGAUCGUGAUCGGGUGGGUAAGGAGGAGGAAGGGGGCGGAAACAAUGAAGAAUCGGAGAAGAAGGCGAUUGAUGAGAGAGAGAGCAGCACAGCGGCAAUUGAUGAGGGGAAAUUGAAGAGGAAGGAGAAAUGGAGGAAGCGGGAGAGGGAGGGGAGCUGGGAGAUAGGAGAGAGUAUACGGUGGGUGGCGGAGGUGGUGGUGCGGGCGGAGGAGUCGAGGAUGGAGACGAUGAGAGAGAUAGAGAGAAUGAGGGCGGAAGCAGAGGCGAAGAGAGGGGAAUUGGAGCUUAAACGGACUGAGAUUAUUGCUAAUACUCAGCUACAGAUUGCUAAGCUUUUUGCCAGAGGAUCAACAUCCAUCCAAUAAUAAACCUCAUUCAUCAAUUAAUAUACUACUAAUAUGUAUACUUGGAUGUGAUUGCGAUGUAUGAGUAUUUAAGAACUGUCUUAGUAGAUUUUUAUGGGAUCAAUUACUUCAAAUCAGAAAUGGUAAUAUGAUUUUCAUCU